AUGCCAUUUUUCUUCAGCCUUUAUUUUUUUUUCCCUUUAUGUUUUUUGUUCCUGGUCUUCUUUCCUCUUUCUCCACCUUUCAUCUUUAUUCUCUGUUUAUUGUUACUGACAUUUUAUUUACAGGUUUUUUUUCUUUCUCUCUAUUUUUAUCGCUUUUCCUCCUUCCCUCUUUUUUUUUCAUCUCCCUAUUGCUUCUUUACUCCCUCUCUGCUUUUUCAUUUUCUUUUUUUUCUCUCUUCUUUUCAUCUGAUUUCUUUCUUUUUUUAUAUUUCUGACUUUUUCUCUAUAAUUCCAUAUUUUUUGUUUCACACUUUUAUAAUUUCUUUUUAUUUUAUCAUUCCUCAUCCUACAUUUGGUUUCUCAGUUUUCUUUCUGUAUUCUUCAAAUUUUGUUGAUUUUUUCAAUAUCUUUCUCCUUCCAUUUUUUCCUUCUAAAUUCUUUUGUUCUGUAUAUUUUUCCAUUUCUUUUUCCUCAAAGCCCAUUUAUUCAACACGUUUUUCUUCAAUUUUUCCUUCUAAAUUCUUUUGUUCAGUAUACUUUUUCUUCAAAGUCCAUUUCCUCAACAAUUUUCUUCCACUUUUUCAUCUUUCUCACUUUUUCUUAUGUCCUCCUCUCUUUCUGCAAUACACUACCCCUCUUCACAUCUGCUUCUCCUCCACUUCAACAAUUUUUCUUCUUCACUCCUCUCUUUAUGUGUCUCCCACUUGGAAUUUCUUCACAACUUUACUGUUCAAAUGA
This is a messenger RNA of Acanthosepion pharaonis, 738 nucleotides long. The record is from the annotation of a GenBank genome assembly. Lineage: Eukaryota; Metazoa; Mollusca; Cephalopoda; Sepiida; Sepiidae.